GGUUGAAAGACUUGGUAUCCCAUUUGACCAAGCAGUAUGUGCAGAUAAACUUUGUUCGCCGAAACGCCUCUUUAAUUGUCGAUUCUACUUGCCCCCCCCUAAAAAAUAUAUAUUUUUAGUUAACUCCCAAUAAUGGUUUAUCUUUGGCAAUCAGACGGGAAUCAUAGUACAUUUUAUAUUGCUCUUUAACAUAAUUCGAAUUGAUCUCAAGACCGCGGAUCGUGUUCACUGAUUUAAAAAAAAAAGAAAUAAAAAAAAACAUGAGAUGGAAGUAUCCAUGAAUAUGCAACAAGAUAAUGAUUAUAAAAAGGCCAUUUGAAUUUUCAUUUUCAUAAAGUUGUUUAGGUCGAAAUUUUGAAUUUAUUUGAAAAAGUUCAGGGCAUUGCAUUUGAAAUGCAUACGGGACAGACCUAAUACCGAUAUUUGGCAUAAAAUUAUCCUGACUAUUUAUGCAUUCUUUGUGACAAAUGUCACUUUCAAUUUGAUAGCUUCUGCUGUCCCCUGAUUAUGAAUGGCAAGCCAGUCCCCUCGAAUCACCGCGCCUAACGGGACCGGUAGGAAAGGAUUACAAUGCCCGUAUUCUCCGCUGCUCAAUAGCAGAAUAGGGGAUAUAUCCGCUAUACAACGCGCCACGCGGGCCCGCGCAUAAUCCCUUUGCCUCCUAUACCAAUUCACUUCGACCCCUCUUCACGUUUCCGUUUGCCAUCAGUAGAGUUGCAUUACAUACAUAAUUCUACCGUUAUAUCUCUCGAAGCUUCCACAGCUAGAUUUAACGGAGUUAAAAAGAGCUAAUUGACUCAAUAUAACAAAUUGUACAGGUCUUAUUGUAAGGAAUAUCCAUUUCAAGUGUAUCAAAUUACUACAUUAUUUGCAUAUUAAUUCAAAACUUUGAAAAUUUCAUAAAAUCCAACUAACGUGUUAAUCAGCUCAUAACAUCACAACCAACAACUCUCGAAUCGGUAGGGUGGUGUAUAAUUAUAAUGUAUUUUUAAAGAUACCAGAGCAAGCGAAAAAAAAGUCAAAGUGGAAUUAAAACAAAUCCAAAGUAGGCCUAUGUAUAGACCAACUGCGGUCUACAUUAUUACUUGAUACUUUCAAUCGAUUCUUUAAGAAAAAUAAUGCUAUGCAAAGUUGCAAAAUUCGCAUGAAAAUAUGAUAACAUAAAAUGAUAUAAGAUUAUGAGACAUAUCAUAGUGAACAGAGUAUAUAAACGAUCGUUUUAUACUAUUUAAUUACUUAACCAUGUGUAGAGUAUAUUUGGAGGUCCUGUUCUCAUGUUCAGAAAAUGAGUCAAUGUCAACAAUAUUUUUAUUCUCUUUUCUUUAAAUCAUGUUUUAUUGUUUCAGAUCAAAUCAAUAAUCGACUUGGUUCUUGCCACUUUUUCUUUUAUUAUCUAAAUCUUCGCGUCUCCCUCAGGACAAUGAAACAAAUGAUUACAAACGAGAUUUUAAAUGACCGGUUCAUAUGAAUUCUAAUUGAAAUUACUCUCUGAAUUCAAGAAUUAAAAAUGUGAUGACAAGAGUGACAUAAUUGUGGCCAUCAUAAUGAAAAUAUUGCAAUUUAAAUCAUCAAUCACUGGCUAAAAGGGUAAAAUAAUAACCAUAUCUAGGAGCCUUGCAAAAUAUAUCACAGCAGAUUACAGAGUUCGGAGUUUGACUACUUUCAACUUUAUAACGCCUUAGCACUUACACCAGAAAAUUAAUUACAGUUUUCAUAGUUCUGCAAAAUGUAAAACAGGGUAAUCGUUUGUCUCAUAAUUCUAAGACAUAAUUAUCCACACAUUACAUCGAACAUAAAUAACUCUUCAUUAACAUUGAAAAGAAUUGAGUAAUGCUAUAUAGAGUUUUAGACCAAGUUUGAAUACUGAUAAGAGUGGGAUUUUUAUUUUCAUUACAGGCGAUGAAUUUUGAUGACAAUCCGAAGUAUGUUCAUAACUGUUAUAAUGAGAAUUAAUGUUCUGUAUUAUGGAGUGAUUUAAACAAUUUUGAAUAAUGUUUUAUGCCGAAGUUUCCUCUCAAGGUAAAUAAGGAAUGGCUUUCCUAUUCUCUACAUUCUACGUGAUACGAUUUCUGAUCGUCAAUUAUUUUUCCCUAAACGCGAUAGAUAGAUCCAUUGGAUGAUUCAGAUCUUCCCAGAGACCCCAAAAGCCAUCGUCGUAUCCGGUCACCGAGUGGCUUUCUGACGGAUGCUAUUGUUCGAGGGGAUUAACCGGGUAGGCGCUCCCUGAUUGGACGGCGGUACUUGAGCUUUAAUCAUCGCACAGCCAAUCAGGACAAAGCCUUUCAUCUGACCGCGGGUGCGCUGGUGGCUGACCGAAGCCAAUAAAUGGGCGCGCUCUGCUGGUGGAAAAUCAUAUCGAUAAUCAGCUGCUAUUCAUCUCGUUUACAAUCCGCUUCGCUUGCUUCGUCGCUUCAACUUCGUCGGCUAUUCAGCGCUUCCUGCUCAUCUACAAUCAUCAUCAUGGCCCCGUCCGUCACCGCAGUCCCUGUCGUCAAGGCUACCGCUACUCAGCCUCACUUCGUCUCCGUUCUGAUGUGCUCCGGUCCAGACUCGGGGAAGGUCUUCGCUGUACUCAUUCAAGACCUCGUCCACCGUCGCAAGAAGCUGGACAUCGGUACACACGUCCUCGUCAAGCGUCACGAUGGCAGUAAGAGGGUCAAAGGCGUCGUAGUUCACAUGAAUCCAUUCCUCAACGCCAGGCUACCUCCUCCAGCUAAGGCCAAAGCAGUACCAGUUCCUAAUCUGCCUCGACAGCAACCAGUCAAGCGACCAUGUAUGCCAGAGCAGCCAAGCCUAGCCAACGACGUAGCGGUCCAUGCAGCGAAGCGGUCGAAGCCUGGUACUUCUCAGCCGAACGGUGUCUCGGCCCUCCAACCAGCCUUGCUCCGGAAAGGUCCACGUGGCGAGGUCUUCAUCCGCUGCUUCAACAAAGAGCCUGGGCCUCCCCGUCGACGCAUCUUCGGUCCUCAGUCUACCCGCUACCCAACCCGACACCGCGUCCGCCGAGAGCUGGUCUAUGGCAAGACGUCGAUGAAGCUCAAGGGUUCAUCGCAGCCCGUCAGUGUGGAGGAGCUCGACGGCAUCGUUCCUCUCGACUGCCUCGACGACAUCGUCUCCGUAGACGAACUCUGUGACGCCUUGACUCAAGCCGGGGGUCCGCUCCACUCAACUCCGAUAUCCGCGCCGCCUCCUAGCCGAUCCGACGCUCCGUCCAUCACGCCAUACUUCAAGGGAGAGUUUCAACCGCUCCGACCAGCACCCUACACACGCAACGCCAUGUCUCGAGUUGAAUGCCACGCCGACCACCGACUGGAUGAUGGACUGUACCCAACCAGCUUUCUUGGUAUGCUGAUGUCUUCGCCUCGUAUGGCUUGAACUAUGGACACAUAGCCCAGUUGAUAAUUCAGUGUGGCAAUUUUGGAAAUCACUUGAACUCUACAAAUGAGGGAGCCAUCCACAUUUUCACCUUUCAAUUCUUGGCUUAAUCUUUAUUGAUUUCAAUUAUCAAAUCAUCAAAUUUUGGCAUUCAAGAGCUAUGCAAUUAUUCAGAGCGUGGCAAUGUAAUUAUGGACAUAUGGAUGUAUCAGUUUGUGAAUAUUGAAUUGCUAUUGCACAGUGGUGCAAAUUUGUAAAUAAAGUACAUUGACAUUGUA
Molecule: messenger RNA, 3653 nt
Organism: Lytechinus pictus (painted urchin)
Lineage: Eukaryota; Metazoa; Echinodermata; Echinoidea; Temnopleuroida; Toxopneustidae
Exons: 2
Coding region: 2326-3375 (349 amino acids)
Source: RefSeq, a predicted model, not a curated record